UUGGACUCGCCGUCGGCCGAGGGCGACGAAGCGCUGUGAGUGUGAGGAGGCGGAAGCGAUGAGGACAAAGCCAAUCGCGCUGUUCAUGGCUUUUGGCACUAAAGGCGACGUUUAUCCUAUAGCUGCCAUAGCUGCGGCGUUCGCUUCCGAUCAGAAGCAGUACGAAGUUGCAUUUGUUACUCAUUCAGCGCACGAGAACCUGAAAAGCCAUUUGGGAGCAAAAGGAGUUGCAUAUUUUCCAGUAUCUUCACCUCCUGUUCUGUCUUCUCAUCAGGAUGACAAAGAAUCUGCGGAGGGGGCCUUUUCCCUCCAGAAAAAAGAGAUCACAAGAAGACACAGGCAAGAAUGUUUUUCCAUUGUUGAGAGGGUAUAUGGUGAGGGAUCGAUCAUGGAUGGUGAUCUAAUAGUCAUAAAUUUCUUUGCACUGGAAGGUUGGAGCCUUGCCGAACUUUUUCAUGUUCAUUGCAUUGUUGCUGCUCCUUAUGUUGUACCAUACAGUGCCCCCUCUUCUUUCGAACGUCAGUUUAGGGCGCAAUUUCCUCUUUUAUACAAAUAUCUUCAAGAAGGCCCAACUGGGAAGAUCGGGUGGGAAGAUGUUAUCCAUUGGAUGUGGCCACUUUUCUCUGAGGAGUGGGGAUCAUGGAGAAGUCUUGAUCUGAACCUGAGCUUCUUGCCUUUUACGCAGGAUCCUGUAACUGGUCUUCCAACAUGGCAUGAUAGACCUUUGUCUCCUUUGCUACUGUAUGGUUUUAGCCAAGAGGUUGUUGAGUGUCCUGGUUACUGGCCUUCAGCUGUUCGAGUUUGUGGUUUCUUGUUUCUCCCAUUCGAAUGGCAAUUCUCGUGUCUCGAUUGUGCAGAACUUUCAGCUUUGAAUAUUUCCAGGAAAUUGAACCCCCAAGAUGAGUUGUGUUCAAUUCAUGCGCCACUAAAAAGCUUUUUAGAUUCUUCAGAGGAUCCACCUAUAUUCAUAAGUUUGAGUUCUGUUGGUAGCAUGGGUUACUUAAGGAAUCCUGAGGCUUUCCUUCGGAUGCUUGGAAAUGCUUUGAGUAUCACAAAUCAUCGAUUUGUUCUCUUCUCUGCUGGUUAUGGAUCUUUAGAUGAUGCUAUCAAAAAGUUUGCUCAGAAGCCAUCACCAGUUUCUGACCAGACACACAAUAAUGAAGUUCAAACCUGCAUAUUUGAUGGCAGACUGUUUUGCUUCUCUGGUGAUGUACCAUACAGCUGGCUAUUUCCAAAAUGUGCUGCUGCCAUUCAUCAUGGGGGAAGUGGAUCCACCGCAGCUGCGCUGCAUGCAGGAAUCCCUCAGGUUAUCUGCCCCUUCAUUUUAGAUCAAUUUUAUUGGGCAGAGAGGAUGUUUUGGCUCGGUGUUGCCCCAGAGCCGCUGAAGAGUUCUUGCUUGCUCCCUAGCACAGAUGAUGAAAGCUCCAGCUUAAAAGCUGCAAAAGCACUUGUUCAGGCAAUUAGUGGUGCAUUGUCUCCUGAAGUUAAACUGCACGCAAGAAAAAUUGCUGAUAGAAUAUCUCUCGAGGAUGGUGUUUCAACGGCUUUACAGACAAUUAAAGAAGAAAUUAUAUCUGCAAAAUGAUGAUCAUCUCUCUCGGCUUUCUACCUUGGUCCCCCUCGCCUCUCACUCAUUAAAGACUGACCAAUUCAACCAUAAAAUAAUCAUACCAACCAAAAUAUCUCUCCCCAAAGUCCAAGUUUGGUGCAAGAAAAUUGCAGUGAUGGUGGGUUGGUGUGUUAGGCUUAAAUAUUUAUUGCACAACUUGGAAUGCCUCCCAGACUUUCUAUCCAAAAAUAUACAGUGGAUAUAUAUAGUGGGGCGGUUAGCGUGCUAGUAAAUAUUUUUCUUCAACACACGAUUGAAAUUAAUAAAUAUUAUUACUAUGUGUUGGUCAGUUAUAUUGUGAAUGUUAUGUCAUGUAUUUGUAUUGAGGUUCAUUGUGACAUAUAUUAUGUAAACUAUUACCCAAUGUUAGUUGAUCCUAUAUAUUUGUGUAUAUUAAAAUUCA
Andrographis paniculata is the source of this 2012-nucleotide messenger RNA. Its product is annotated as sterol 3-beta-glucosyltransferase UGT80B1. Lineage: Eukaryota; Viridiplantae; Streptophyta; Magnoliopsida; Lamiales; Acanthaceae. The record is from RefSeq and is a predicted model, not a curated record. The transcript is spliced from 16 exons. Gene Ontology annotation, molecular function: UDP-glycosyltransferase activity. The coding region runs from base 59 to 1585 and encodes 508 amino acids.